AAAUGCAGGUAUACUGGCCCUACUGCUCGUAUAAAUAGGGCCGAGUCAGUCGAGCAGGUAGUCAGUUCUACCCCACAUCUCAUCGCGCCAACUACUCGCGUUCUCGCUCUCUCCUCGACAACAUGAAGGCCGUGAUUCUCGUUUGUCUCGUGGGCGUGGCCAUGUGCGCCCCUCAGCUGCAGCAGAGGGUGGAGCUCAUUGAGGAGCCUCUGGACACCCCCGACCCCUACGCCUUCAGCCUGAAUAUCGCUGACGACGAGACGACCAACUACCACACCCGCAGCGAGACCCAGGACGAGAACGGCGUCGUGCGAGGCAGCUUCUCCUACGUCGCCCCCAAUGGCGUCCGCUACAUCACCACCUACAGCGCCGACCCCGUCAACGGCUACCAGGCCAACACCGUCGAGGAGCAGACCAACAUCGUUAUCGUGACCCCCAAGCCCUUCGUCGAGGCCCAGCCCCAGGCCGGCGUGCGCUUCUAAAUAACCCGAAACUGUGCCGCUUUCCUUCGAGUAAUUCAUCUUCUUCUGUGCCGCUUUCCUUCGAUAAUUUUCAUCCUCUUCUUCAUUUCAUCAUCCUGCCCUUCGAAGUGAAUUCGUGAAAUAGAUACUUUUUGUUUCUUUUUUUUUUUCUAUGUUUUUAUCAUUAUUCUUUUUUUAAGCAAUUUCCUUUUCUAAGUAGAAAUAGGAAAUCCACGUUCCUAUUUUUUCUGUCUUUCUUUCUCUCUUUUUCUUCCGUGCCAUAUUACAACGACUGCCUUAUUUUAGGGAGCUAUUACACGUCCAUUUAUUUCCUUAAGCAUAAAGCUAGUUGGAAAAAAGUCGCUCUGUCUUCCCUAAACCCUUUGCCUAAUGUAUAUAGUGUACAUAGACAGCUUGUGACGUCAUAACUGAUUCUUCAAAAGCGAAGUUGCUUUUAAUCAGUUCUAUUUUCCUUUUUGGCUUGAGUAAUGAGUUCCUUCACUGUUGUCAUUAAUUCAACUGCAUAUUUUUUCUUAUUCGGUUUUCUUUCUGAUGUUAUUACAUCUUUUAUCAUUAACAGUGUUAUUAUUGUCAUAAUUUCUUUGGGUUUUCAUUAAUAUUAUCAUCAGUAUGCAAUCAUAAUUAUUUGGGUUAUUGUCAUCAUCAAUAUUUCUAUAAUCUUGAUACCAUGAGCGUUAUCAAUUAGAAUGUUCAUGAACCUUAGUCAUUAUCACAUGAUUGAUAUUAUUAGAUACACUGGUUAUUAAUUAUUAUUAUUAUUAAAGUUAUUAUUUUAUUAUCAUUAUUAUCUUACCUGUGAUUUAUAUCUUUAUUAUUAUUAUUAUUAUCAUCGUGAUAAUAGUUUAAAUACUUAUUGUUUUUGUUACCAUUAUAAGUAUUAUUAUUACCGCCGCUUUUUUCACAGUCAUAAUCAUUUUCGCUCAUCAUUUAUUAUCUUUAUCCUUACUACCUCUUUCAUGUCCUUUUUUAUUUGUUAGUCUUUCCUACUAAAGUUUCCUUGUUCUUUGCGCAUAUGAGACAAGUGUGUAAACUGUCUCAUGGGUUUGUUUAUGUUGCCAGCCGUAAAUUCAUGUUGAGUUAGUACAAAUAUACAAUGGCCUGCAUA
Molecule: messenger RNA, 1587 nt
Organism: Penaeus monodon (black tiger shrimp)
Lineage: Eukaryota; Metazoa; Arthropoda; Malacostraca; Decapoda; Penaeidae
Product: larval cuticle protein A2B-like
Exons: 4
Coding region: 123-482 (119 amino acids)
Cellular component (GO): chitin-based extracellular matrix
Molecular function (GO): structural constituent of chitin-based larval cuticle
Source: RefSeq, a predicted model, not a curated record